Pteropus alecto (black flying fox) is the source of this 3750-nucleotide messenger RNA. RefSeq names its product suppressor of variegation 3-9 homolog 2 (gene SUV39H2). The transcript has 6 exons. Gene Ontology annotation, cellular component: nucleus. The record is from RefSeq and is a predicted model, not a curated record. Bases 336 to 1388 code for a protein of 350 amino acids. Gene Ontology annotation, molecular function: zinc ion binding; protein binding; histone H3K9 methyltransferase activity. NCBI's taxonomy places the organism in Eukaryota, Metazoa, Chordata, Mammalia, Chiroptera, Pteropodidae.
CUCGGGCUGGCUUUGUAGCUGGGAAGCGGGAAGAGCCCGGUGGUGGUGUAAGUGUGACCCGAGCAAAGUGUCAGAGGCGAGAAAAAUCGGGGCUGCAGUGUGACCGCUAAGAAAGGAAAUAAGCGAAGAUGCACCCCCCAAUUCGGCCGCCCUAGGAGGUUAAAUUCCUCGUCGGAGAAUAUCCCACUUGGUGUGUGCCUUGCCUAGUUUCACUUGAUACUCUUCAGGAAUUAUGUAGAAAAGAAAAACUCACAUGUAAAUCGAUUGGAAUCACCAAAAGGAAUCUAAACAAUUAUGAGGUGGAAUACUUGUGUGACUACAAGGUAGUAAAGGAUAUGGAAUAUUAUCUUGUAAAAUGGAAAGGAUGGCCAGAUUCUACAAAUACUUGGGAACCUUUGCAGAAUCUCAAGUGCCCAUUACUACUUCAGCAGUUCUCUAAUGACAAGCAUAUUUAUCUAUCUCAGGUAAAGAAAGGCAAAGCAAUAACUCUCAAAAACAAUAACAAAGCAUUGAAGCCUGCCAUUGCUGAAUACAUUGUAAAGAAGGCUAAACAAAGGAUAGCUCUGCAGAGAUGGCAAGAUGAACUCAACAGAAGAAAAAACCAUAAAGGAAUGAUUUUUGUUGAAAAUACUGUUGACUUAGAGGGCCCACCUUCAGACUUCUGCUACAUUAAUGAAUACAAACCCACUCCCGGAAUCAGCCUAGUGAACGAAGCCACCUUUGGUUGUUCGUGCACAGAUUGCUUCUUUGAGAAAUGUUGUCCCGCUGAAGCUGGAGUUCUUUUGGCUUAUAACAAAAGCCAGCAGAUUAAAAUCCCACCCGGUACCCCCAUUUAUGAGUGCAACUCAAGAUGUCAGUGUGGACCCGAUUGUCCCAAUAGGAUUGUACAAAAAGGCACACAGUAUUCACUUUGCAUCUUUCGAACUAGCAAUGGCUGUGGCUGGGGUGUAAAAACCCUUGUGAAGAUUAAAAGGAUGAGUUUUGUCAUGGAGUAUGUUGGGGAGGUAAUCACAAGUGAAGAAGCCGAAAGACGGGGCCAGUUAUAUGACCACAGAGGGAUCACGUAUCUCUUUGAUUUGGACUAUGAAUCUGAUGAGUUCACAGUGGAUGCAGCUCGAUACGGAAAUGUGUCUCAUUUUGUGAAUCACAGUUGUGACCCAAAUCUUCAGGUGUUCAAUGUUUUCAUUGAUAACCUUGAUACUCGUCUUCCCCGAAUAGCAUUAUUUUCCACAAGAACCAUAAACGCUGGAGAAGAGCUCACUUUUGAUUAUCAAAUGAAAGGUUCUGGAGAUAUAUCUUCAGAUUCUAUUGACUACAGCCCAGCCAAAAAGAGAGUCAGAACUGUGUGUAAAUGUGGAGCUGUGACUUGCAGAGGUUACCUCAACUGAAUUUUCAGGAAAUAGAGCUGAGGACAAUUGUAGUUUUGUUUUUUUCCUAAUGUUACCAUUUUUAAAAAUAAGUAUUCGGGACUUCACAUUAUCAAAGUUAUACAAUAUGUUAAUUUAUAAUUCAUGUUUCAGACUCUUGGCCAAACGCAUUACUGAUCCUUCUAAAGAGAAGAACACAGGGUCACAUAGACUAAUUUGAAUGAUACCUAAGUAGUGGUUAGAUACCAAACAAAGGGGAACUAUUUAGAAAUCAGCAUAUACACACCCAAGUGUGUGAACAGAGAAAUGCCUCCUUCAGUGUUUAAGUGUUAAAAUGAUAAUGUCACAAUCGCUAAGAUCAAACAUUCAGCUUGCCAAACACCUUGAAUUUAGAGAAAUGGUUAAUUCAGUUUGGGCAAGUCAAAUAUACAAAGGUCUAUUUUUGCUAUUGUCAUUCCUGUUUCCCUAUUUAUUACUGUAAAUUAUACUCUGCUACUUUUUUCAUUAAAAUAGCAGGGUCUUAGUGAUACAGAAAUUGGAGGUCUAACAUGUGAAAAAAAUUUUAAUUAUAGCUUGAUUUCACAUUUGAAGCAAUUUAGACGAUUAUGAGAGGUGUAUGUCUGAACCAGUAAUUCUCAAAGGUUUUUAAUCCUGUAGAAGAAAAAUCUCCAAAACACUCAAAUUCUAGAAUGUCCAGCCACUACGCCUCUUGGGAAUGACACAGCAGUGGAACCAGGCGCAGACAUGGGCGCUCUCGGGGCCCCUUUUGAGUGUGAAUUAGGAGAUAGAUCCGUGGAAAGCACCUCCGGUGCAAGACGCACAGAAGACGGCCCCAGGGCGGCUGUGCCUCACAUGACACUUUACACAACACUGACAGAGCAUCUCCUAAUUUCAGGCAGUUUUAACACGUCCUUUCCACCAAAUUAUUUUUAUAUUUCCUGCAGCUCUUCUUAAAAAAAAAAGUCUAUAUUUUGAACUGAUACUUAUUUUAUACAUUUUUUUAAUGUGCUAAAACUAAACUUGGCCAAAGUGUGUGCCUGAAUUAUGAGACCAUUUAUUACUUGAACUAUGAAGACCGAGAUGGAAUAUAUUCACUGUUGAUUUUGUUUGUUUGUUUUCCUGCAUAGUAAAACCUCACUCGGGAACAACUAUGUUUUCAUCUCUUUCUGGUUCUGGGAUUUCUAAUCAUGGUGUCCAACAUAAAGGUAAAUGCAGCAAACGAAUCUAGCUUUCAGUUUUCCUAAUUAAGUUCUACCUAAGCUCAUUGCCUUAGGCUUUAGUGACCUAAAAGAAGCUUGGGUAAAAUUGAACUGAUUUCAGGAAUGCAGCAUUUCAAAUAUCUUCUUAAUCCUUAACCUCUUUUAUGGAAGCAGCUACAGUUUAUUAUAUCAGUAUUACAUGACUUUGCUGUUUCUUAACAUAGGAUAAAUUGUUUACACGUUUGGAGCCUCAGUGUCUCUCUGCUAACCAAAAUUUGCAGGUGUCAAGAAAAAAUGCAUUUUUUAGUGCCACUUCUUAUGUUUUCCUCAUGAAAAAAAGUCGGUGGAAUCAAGUGAGCGCGCGUCACUGAUUGUACAGGUUGCUCCUAGUGGCCAAGCAUACUUUGAAUUAUAAUUGACACAGUUAGGUUUAAAGAUGUACUUUUCACAUUCUUUUUGAAAUGUCAGGGUUUUUAUUGUCUGUUUACUUGAUCUUGUCUACUUUUUGGGUUAAAAAAUGGGAAAAAACUAGAAGGCAGAAGGAAAACAGCUCUUUUCACUCAGCAUGUUUUGUUUUGUCCUUAUUAAUAGAAAUUUAAUGGGCCUUUUCAUUACCUCUGUUACCCUCACGUUAUUAAAAUGCUGAACUUAAGCAGUGAAAUAAUAGAAACUAGUUAGCCGAAGCUGCUGGGAGCUUUAACUAUUUUAAGUUGUAAGUUGUCAGAAUUUGUUCUCUCAAUAUAAAGCAAAUGUUGAAGCAUAAUAUUUAGGUCAAGUUUAAACUGUAAAGUAAUCCACUCACUGUACAAGUUGUAUAAAAACCAUUGUUUUUAGUAUCUCCCGAAAACAGUUGAUACACAAUUGGUAAUCUCAGGGUUUUCCCCCAUAUAUGCAAAAUCCAGACAGCACUUAUUUUUCUUAAAGUUCAACAGUUAUUUAGCAAAUAAAUUUAGUUUGGCAUUUGAUUUUUCUCUUGUGGGUUAGCUUUGUUUAUGAAUAUUUUACUGUCUUUUCCAGUAAGGCUAUAAAAGGGGCAGAAAAAUACCGAUGUAUUCCUGACUACCUGCUGUUGAGAUUAACCAAAGGUUUAUAUACCAUUCCUUUAAAUGCUACUUUCCUUUUUAAAACGUUCAUUGGCUGUCAUCAUUCACACAUUUGGAUAUUAAAGUCUAAUUUUACACUUA